AUGGCGGACUCGAGAAGGUCAGAAGAUGUAUACGGGGAGAAGAUCGACCGUUGUAUCUACAACGGUCUGGUUAAACUAGGCAAGUCUAGCGGCUUUUAUGUUGGUGGAGUCAGUGUUGGAAUUGUGUUUUCUGUACUCCUCAUAAAACGCAAACCAUGGCCGGUGAUACUCGGUGGGGGUAUCGGAACUGGGAUGGCACUGUCCGACUGCAAUAAUGAGUUUAGGAGUGGCUUUCCGCAUCCUCACCUGUCUCACCUGCAGAGGAAGCUAAAUGGAGAGAGACCCCGAAACAUGAGAAAUGAGUUAAUGACAGAGUCGCUUGAACGAAUUCAGCCCACUGGAGAGCUACUGGCCAACAUCAGUGCUCAAACUGGCGCACCACUAGAGAAAGAAGAAUCAUGUUUGGUGUGUAAGAACAGCAGCGUCUCUUGUCUGUGCAAAAUCAAGGAGAAAGAGCCAAAGAGUGCCAGAUCGGUGAAGAAUGUCAAGAUUAAGCCAUUCCUUAGCGUCAGCGAUAACUUUGAAAAGAGGGCCGGUGAGGGGGAGUAA
Messenger RNA from Candidula unifasciata, 549 nucleotides. Lineage: Eukaryota; Metazoa; Mollusca; Gastropoda; Stylommatophora; Geomitridae. The record is from the annotation of a GenBank genome assembly.